AUGGAUGCCGACAAUACAAGCGAAAAAGCAAAAACCGAACAACAUAACAAUGCCACUCUCCUUAAGAGGCGCCGACGAACAAGAGAGAGUAAAUGGGAUAUACCCGAUGAAGUACCGGAGGCUGUGGGCGAUUUAGCCGACAAACCGGUUAACGAUGGCCAGAAGAAGCGGCAACGCCGUCUCUACGUUGGAAACCUACCUCCCGGCACCAACUAUAAAGAUUUGAUGAGUUUUCUACUUGCAGCGCUGCGUCUCUCUGAUGAUUUAUCUGAAACGAACGGCGCUACGCCACCUAUAUCGAAAACAGAGAUUUUUAACGUUGACCAAGGAUAUUGUUUCUUAGAGUUCUCCACCGCUGAACUGGCUGAUGUAUGCUUCAAACUGGAUGGGAUUAAUUACAAGGGACACACAUUAAAGAUACGGCGCCCUAUUGAAUAUGGUACAACCUCAAGCUCUGACGACACCAAGGUGUUCGUACAGAACAUUCCACCGACAAUGAGCGAUGCAGACAUAAAGACGUUGUUAGAGAAACAUGGGAAACUUAGUUCAGCCAAUCUGGUCAAGGAUUUGAAGACUGGUCAAAACAAGGGGUAUGGAUUCUUUGAGUACGAUGACUCGAGAGCGGCCAAAAUGGCGGUAUGCCACUUGAAUGGCCAUGUAGUGGACAAACACGCUUUGAGCGUAAAACAUGCAGCAUUUAGCUAUUUCGCUUCGGGAGGUAAACUGACGGAUAGCAAGGCCACCAAUCUGCCAAACUCUGUCACGCAGACCAUCCUCAGCAAUCCGCUUUUGGGUCUGCAGAUGCAGUCCGGAAGACGCACGGGCGCACAGCCGUCUAGAGUGGUACAACUGCUCAAUAUCGUCUUUCACGAGGAUCUGAUACACGACAAAAAGUAUCAUGAGUUGAAAAACGCCAUAAUAGAAGAGGCAAAAAAAUAUGGGCAUUUGGAAGACGUUGUGAUACCGCGACCAAAUGACGAUUUAUCAUAUCGUGAAGGUGUUGGCAAAGUGUUCCUCAAAUUUGGAGAUGAUGUGUCAGGCCGAAGGGCGCAGUACAUGUUGAACGGCCGGGUUUUCGACCGGAAACGUGUUGUGUGUGCGGCCUUUUUCCCGCUGGAGCGCUUCGCAAGAGGCAAAUAUACCCUAGUUUAG
This is a messenger RNA of Babesia ovata, 1152 nucleotides long. Its product is annotated as U2 snRNP auxilliary large splicing factor subfamily protein. The transcript has 3 exons. Gene Ontology annotation, molecular function: poly-pyrimidine tract binding; pre-mRNA 3'-splice site binding. Bases 1 to 1152 code for a protein of 383 amino acids. NCBI's taxonomy places the organism in Eukaryota, Apicomplexa, Aconoidasida, Piroplasmida, Babesiidae. Gene Ontology annotation, cellular component: nuclear speck; U2AF complex; U2-type prespliceosome. The record is from RefSeq and is a predicted model, not a curated record.